Daldinia childiae is the source of this 1119-nucleotide messenger RNA. RefSeq lists its product as uncharacterized. The record is from RefSeq and is a predicted model, not a curated record. Gene Ontology annotation, molecular function: oxidoreductase activity. Lineage: Eukaryota; Fungi; Ascomycota; Sordariomycetes; Xylariales; Hypoxylaceae. The coding region runs from base 1 to 1119 and encodes 372 amino acids. The transcript has 6 exons.
AUGUCGCCAAGCGCUACUAUUUCAGAAGCUACCUUCACGAUCACGCCGAUGAAGAAAUCUUCCAACGAUAAACAUGACUAUGGUGCAAUUGUCAGUGAUAUAGACUUGAAUAAUAUCAAUGAUAUCGACGUCCGCCACCUGGCAGACGCUAUCUGGACCCAUAAAGUCAUUGUGGUCAAGGGGCAGAAGGGCCUCGCACCAAUAAAGCAAUGGGAUCUGGAGGAUUGCUUUCUAAACAUCGCGAAACACGAAGUAGUAGGAAUACCGGGUGCCGAGAACGUCCGCCUAAUUGGAAAAGGCUUCCAAGGUGAGGACCACUACGGCAUCAAGAACAAGAACAUCACAAAACCGCUCUCCCAUGACUGGCAUGAAAAAGAACUUCCACAAGACGAGUUCGAGAAAGGGAAUACCCGGUUCCAACGAUGGCAUAUGGACGCGCCGCUCUAUGGGAGAGACCCGGCGUGGUUUACGACCCUGCGUUGUAUAAAGCGGCCUACCGAGCCUCAAGUCAACAUCCGAUGGGAUGACGGGUCCGGCCUCAGCAUGAAGGUAGAGCCAGGCCUUACGGCAUUUAUUAGUAACGUUCAGAUGUACGAAAUGAUGACGGAAGAUGAGAAAAAGAUGGCAGAUCACAGCUGGGUCGAAUAUGCACCUCAUCCGUAUAUGUGGAUAGGUGACUGUAAGGGGAAUUCCAACGGACUUGGCCUUGUUAGCCAGGGUAAAGAGAAGGAACUUGAGAAUCUAGGUGACUUCGACCCGAAGGAUAUAAAAACUUAUCCCAUGGUUUGGGUCAACCCCGUAACAGGCGAGAAAGCCUUCCAAGUCCACGGAAUUUGCGCAAGGAGGCUAUUCAUUCGCUCAUCCCCGACAGAAGAACCCAGGAUAGUCGAAGACCUCGUAGAAAUUAGGAAAUUACUGAAGAUUAUCCAGGAAAGAGUGCUAAAGCCAGAAUAUAUCUUGAUCCCGAGUUUAGAAGAAGGGGAUAUUGUCAUGUGGGCCAACUAUCAGAUGUUUCACACGGCAAUCGACUAUCCUGACUGGUUUGGUCCGCGGACUAUGCAUCAGGCCAACAUCGCCUCGUCGGCUGGUCCGGUGGGCCCGGUCCCAAUUCCGGUUUAA